Messenger RNA from Cynoglossus semilaevis (tongue sole), 1755 nucleotides. It is a transcript of the gene chchd4a, whose product is annotated as coiled-coil-helix-coiled-coil-helix domain containing 4a. Gene Ontology annotation, cellular component: mitochondrial intermembrane space. Gene Ontology annotation, molecular function: protein-disulfide reductase activity. Gene Ontology annotation, biological process: protein import into mitochondrial intermembrane space. NCBI's taxonomy places the organism in Eukaryota, Metazoa, Chordata, Actinopteri, Pleuronectiformes, Cynoglossidae. The record is from RefSeq and is a predicted model, not a curated record. Bases 171 to 653 code for a protein of 160 amino acids. The transcript is spliced from 3 exons.
GUCGACGUCAUCACAUUGCGACCACAUGUGGGCAGGUCAGAGGGUAUACAGGUUUCCUGGAUGCCGGGUGCCUUGUCAAAUGAAAAUAUUGUCUUUUUCAAGUAAUUUAUGUCACACUUCUCAUAACUUGGCUCAGGAACACAGUUAGAAGGACUCAGGAAGUGGCAGACAUGUCGUACUGCAAACAAGAAGGUAAAGAUCGUAUCAUCUUUGUGACUAAGGAAGACCACGAAACACCCAGCAAUGCUGAGCUGAUUGCGGAUGACCCAGACGAUCCCUAUGAGGAGCAAGGCCUCAUCCUACCAAAUGGAGAUAUCAACUGGAACUGUCCGUGUCUGGGUGGCAUGGCCAGCGGACCGUGCGGCUCUCAGUUCAAAGAGGCGUUUUCCUGCUUUCACUACAGCAAAGAAGAGGUGAAGGGCUCUGAAUGCAUCGACCACUUCCGUGACAUGCAGGAGUGCAUGCAGAAGUAUCCUGACCUCUAUCCUCAGGAGAAAGACGAAGAAAGCUCCCCCAAUGCGGAGCCUGACAUAGGGUCCGGUGCUGCUCCAUCUGAAGGCUCUUCCUCAUCACCUGAAACUGACGCUGCCCAGUCCACCUCGGAUCGCUCACCCAAAAGCAUGUCACCUACAGACAGCCAGACUGACAGCUAAACUCAACCACUGGUCUUUCACAGGCUUCACUUCUGUGUUCAAGCCACUGCCCAGCAUAUGUGACUCACUGUGAGGAUCUCUAAUCAGUCUCUUCUGCUGUUCCAGACCAAAGACAGAAUUUGGACACACAGAGUCAUUGUAGGAGGAUGCUGUAAACACAGAAUGACAUGGCAAACAGGCAGCAGUGUAGGCUUCACCAAUAAUGGAUCACUCAAAAGACCAUUUAUCAGCUCAGAGAGUCAACCUUAGGGUUAUUUGUAAUCAAUUAUCAUAAUUGAUUUUGUGAUCAUUUCAAGAUAAACGAUUAAUCGUUUAAUCUAUAAAAUAUAGAAACGCAGGAAAAUUAUGAUUUUUUUUCUGGCCCAAAAUUAAAAUAAAUAAAGUAUCAGCAUAAAAUGUAUGGCUUAUGAAUAUAAAUAGAUAGAAUUAUUCUAAUAUGUUAUUUAUACUGAGUGGAUUCUUGUCAGAGAUAAUUGAGUUAUUUGGUAACUAAUCGGUCAUAGAUUAAUCAACUAAUCAAUGCAGCCUGCCUUACCUUAUAUGAAACAGAAAUGAUGAUGUUUACUGUGUUUUUCUCUUGUCUGUCAGUGUAGUUGUUAUCACCUCGAUACCUCUGAUCUGAAAUCACUGUUUGUUUUUUAGUGUUACUCUUGUGAUUCUCCCCUCACGUCACCGGACAAAAGUAGAGUCAAAAUUCCAUGCUGCCAUUUCUAAAUGAGCUAAGGUUUAAUAAAUACACAUAAAGGUCAUUUUAAAAUGUAAACAUUUUCACCAACCUAUUUCUGUCCCCAGUAGUAUAUCUACUUUCUGGCUAUAAACACACCUGACUGUUACGUACUGGACAUUUAGCAGUUGGCUCUCUUCCUUCCAUUUACAAAAUCAACCAAGACACAGGUAAGAAAUCAAGGCUGCAAGACAAUGUUUUUUCUAUUUUCUUUUCCAUAUGAAGGACCUUCACUAUUUCUUUUAACAGUCCAUGUGGAGAUAGGGGGAAAGUUUUUGUCCUGUUAUGUCAAACUGCACCCAAUAAUUUUGUUGAUGGUAAGCAGACGGAAUGUCUGGCAGAUUUCCCCAAAAAGGAAUAAAACGUGAUUUCACCUGU